Molecule: messenger RNA, 1648 nt
Organism: Anolis carolinensis (green anole)
Lineage: Eukaryota; Metazoa; Chordata; Lepidosauria; Squamata; Anolidae
Exons: 3
Coding region: 91-801 (236 amino acids)
Biological process (GO): regulation of transcription by RNA polymerase II; negative regulation of activation-induced cell death of T cells
Source: RefSeq, a predicted model, not a curated record
GGGAGUGGGCUAGUGCUGGGCGAGAGCGCAGGCCGAGGGAGAGCGAAGCGAGCGGAGCCGGAGUGCGGCUCAGGUGGGCGAGGAACCGGGAUGUCGUCCUCUUCGUGGCGCUGCUCCUCCACCUCCUCGUGGUCCUGCUCUUCUUCUUCCUCGGAGGAGGAGGAGGAGGCGGCGGCGGUGGGCCUGGAGCGGUGCGGCUGCUGCCUGGCGCUAGAGGCCGAGGGGGGGCGGCGGCGGCGGGGCCCCCCUCCCUCGCCCAGCACCGCCUUCCUGCGCCUCUUGCGCCAGAGGCCCUUCUGCCGUCGGAACCUGGACGCGGCCAAGCUGGGCCGGAUGCUGUCGCGACAGGGCUCGCUGGAGCCCGUGGUGCGAGACCCCGGAUUCCUGCGCGACCAGGGCCUGUGUGGGCGAGGCGUGGACCAGACCCUCCUCUCCAUCCUGCUCUUCUUCCACAGCGCCUCUGGGGCCAGUGUGGUCGCCAUCGACAACAAGAUCGAGCAAGCCAUGGAUCUGGUCAAGAACCACCUGAUGUUCGCAGUGAGGGAAGAGGUGGAGGUCCUGAAGGAGCAGAUCAAGGAGCUUGCCGAGAAGAACUCCCAGCUGGAGCGGGAGAACAGCCUCCUGCGCAACUUAGCCAGCCCAGAGCAGCUCCAGCGCUUCCAGUCCUGCCUGCCACUGGAGGGGUCUCUGUCACCCCCGCCCUCGCCGACCUCUGCCGCCCUCCUGGCCUCUGCGGAGAAGCAAAGCGCCUUGGGGCCGGGGGCCGUUCCAGGGCAGCACCAGGCGGGCUCUGCGGUGUAAGGUGGCUCUGUCCAAGGGGUGGGCAGAGCCACAGGACGCUUCCUCCUUGACCUCCGCGGAAGGGGUCUUUUCCUCUUCUCCUCUGGAGGACCCCAGGGCUGUGCGGUGCCCUUGUGUGGGUCAGCCAGAGACUUGUCUCCCGCACCGAAGAAGGCGCCUGGGGUCGCCGGUUGCGUUUGCAUGCCUGCAGAAGCAGGGCCUUGAGGGUGCCCUCAGCCUCACGUCUUCCCUCCUCAGGAGAGACCUGCCAUCGGGGCAAACAGACUGUUCAAACUGGAAUGAGUCGCUGGUUGAUGUGGGUUUGUUUUACGACCAAAAGGACCUCUUCAACUUCCCCCUAAGUUUUUCUGGAAAGGGGGGCACCUCAUGGGUGUUGUGUUAUUAUUAUUUUGUACAGCACUUAGUGCCAAACAUCUUUCCAUCUGAAUACUGAAUGAUGUACCGAAUGCAAGGACUUGGACUGAACAGAAGCUUUUUGGUGCCAGUUGUGUGGCACAGCGGGACUUUUGCCUGAAACGGUUCUGUCCUGCUGCAUUUUGUUCAGAGACAACCUCCCUCUCUGCAAUAGAAAAGGGGAGUUCUCCUCCCCUUUGCCUUUCUAAAGCCCGGGGAGGGACUUUGGACCAAGAACAGGACGAAUGGAAGACACUCAGCAAAAGGGACUGAUGGGGUGGGAGGGGUGCAGGAGAAGCAAGGCGGAUGGGGGUCUGGCUUGGGGAGCAGCCCCUUCGCUGCUCCUGCUGCAUUGCCGGGGGGGGGGGGGGGCUUUGCUUCUUUUGACACACACUCUCGCGUUGAUGGUGUAAUAUUUUGAGAAACUGUAAUAAAAGUCUACAUUUUUAUAUAA